AUGCCAGUCCAAGGGCCAACGUCUCCAUCGUCUGUGCCAUCUGCAAGCUUCAGCUUCACCUCAAAAGCUCGACGAGCAGCCUUCUGGAACAUUGCCAGGCAGGAUAUGCUCGCAGCCUUCAUCGACAGGACAAGCACAAGGCUAGAUACUGAGGACCUCGCAUUGUGGAGAGAAGCUGGCCUUGAGAUCGAUGAUCAAGGCUAUGUCAUGACCGGUAACACAACAGCAUGCGGCUUGUCCAAGGGCAAUGACAGGACGAUGGGAGAAGACCUCAUCUGCAGCGCCCUUGUCUGGCUCAUGGCUAAGCUAGUCAACUUCAUGGCUGGAAGCGAUGAAGUGCUCGCCGAAGCCGGGAUGUCAUGGGCUGGCGUUCCUCAGCGAGCCCUCCUCGACCACUGGUUCAGUCUGCAAAGGCAGUUGCAGGUCUGGUACGACAACCUCCCAGUCACAUUCGAACCUUUUGCCAGGGCUCCUUCGCAAGCACCUGGGCCUAUUUCCGCCAACGAUAAUGCGUCCAUGUUCACUGAGGUCUUGUACUCCAUGCCCAU
Messenger RNA from Alternaria postmessia, 548 nucleotides. RefSeq lists its product as uncharacterized. NCBI's taxonomy places the organism in Eukaryota, Fungi, Ascomycota, Dothideomycetes, Pleosporales, Pleosporaceae. The record is from RefSeq and is a predicted model, not a curated record. The annotation marks the transcript as partial. The transcript has a single exon.